ACUGCAAAGUACACGAUCGAUUCGACUGCGAACGGCAUAAUCAGUAGCUGUUCUUCAUUCGUAUAGUGUGGUUGAGUGCGAGUUCGAGAUGCGCUUGGUAAUCAUUUUCACCGUAACGCUAUGCAGCGUGCUGACAGUGUUUGGAUGCGAUGUGCCGUUGGUGCACUAUAAAACAAUGAAAUGUACACCCGUUGGCAGUCGCCCUGAUGGAUGUCCGGAGAGAUACGAUUGCCCAUCGAUAACGGCCCACGAUAAUAGCAAAUGUUACUUCAACGGAAAAACGUACGCCAUCGAUCAGACCUUACCGGACGCGGAGGUUUCGCAAUUUUGUUCCGCAGCGUGCUACUGCCGAUCGGCUAAUCCGAUUGCAAAAUUCCGCUGCGUGCAUGUAGACUGUGCGGAGUUUUUCCAUCGAUUCGAUUACGACAACUGUCUGCGGCAGUAUAAGGCUCAAAGCUGCUGUUCGUCUGGGUCGGUUUGCGGCCAGGAUCGAGACAAAUUGGCGACGUGUGAGCUGGAAAGUGAAAUCUACCGGGAAGGUCAACGUAUGCGGUUCAAGGAUAACAAGUGCCGUAGCUGUAUUUGCUCUGCCGGUUUUAACCCGAACGCCACCGAUACGGAUCCGAACUGUUUCGAUACGAUCUGUGGGUUCGAGCUGUUCAGUGAGAAGCAGGUUUAUGGAGGAGGCAUUCCCGUGUAUAAGGAAGAUGUGUGCUGUCCCUGGGAGUGGCGUACGCCUAAAGAAACGGACAGUGUUGUGAAGGGUAGCGGCAAGCCGGCAACGGACCCUAAUCUGCAAUGCAAGUACGGCAGUCUUACACUCGAUGUGGGCGAUUCGUUGGACAUACAGCAGAGAAAAGAGGAUGGUCAGAAAAUGUCCUGUAGCUGCCAGGUCCCACCACUGAUGCACUGUAUGCUGGGCUGAGAUAUUUCUUUACUCCGAAAACAAUGAUUAAACAAUGGUUAACAUAAAACAAAAAUGUUUAAUUAAUAUUACUGCAUUGUAUGAAAUUACACCUAUAUUACUAUGUGUAAA
Messenger RNA from Anopheles funestus (African malaria mosquito), 1036 nucleotides. RefSeq lists its product as uncharacterized. The transcript is spliced from 4 exons. The record is from RefSeq and is a predicted model, not a curated record. NCBI's taxonomy places the organism in Eukaryota, Metazoa, Arthropoda, Insecta, Diptera, Culicidae. Bases 89 to 925 code for a protein of 278 amino acids.